CGCAGAGCAGCAGCAGCUCUCCGCCAGCCAGUCCGUCGCUGCAGUCCGACAGAGCGGCCACUCAUCAACAUCCUCCCCGACGUCCGUGCGCGGAGCUGUGACGCUCUGAGGCUCUGAACUAAGGCUUUAACUGGUUCAAGUCGGACGGUCUUACGACGGUGUUCUACUUGUGGACAUGAAGACACCUGAUACAGGGACUUCUUCUUCCUCUUCUUCUUCUUCUUCUUCUUCUUCCUCCAUAAGGCGGACCGGGAAUCCUGACUGGCAUCGAUUUUCACCGAGCAAAUGAGAAAGAAUGGUCAUGACCAUUUUCCUGCUGAUCAGUCUCUCCUCUUUUGAGGCACGUUGGCCCUUUUCUGUUUCUGGAUUUACGAAUGCCGAGAUGAGAUAAUAAAGUCAACCAGCUUGUGCAUGCUGCUACAACAACACCUGUGGCACUUGUAAAACCCACCCUUGCCCACCCUAAACCCCUUCCCCCUCAAGCAGCAAGUUCAUUCCAACAGUCGAAACAUGACGACCCCGGCUCUCUUGCCGCUUUCAGGACGCAGGAUACCCACUUUGUCGCCGGGUGCCUCCUCCUUCCCACACCACAGGGCCACAUUGAGGCUCUCAGAGAAGUUCAUCCUCCUUCUCAUUCUCAGUGCCUUCAUCACCUUAUGUUUCGGGGCCUUCUUCUUCCUCCCGGACAAUUCCAAGCACAAGCGCUUUGACUUGGGCUUGGAGGAUGUGCUCAUCCCUCAUAUUGACCCACCCAAAGAGGGGAAGCACGCCUCUGGACAGGUGGUCAUACAUGGACAGGGAGGACAUGAUGAGCAUAGACACAGGGAGGAGGAGGAAAGCCUGCGGGACAAGAUCCGGGCAGACCACGAGCGGGCGCUGCAGGAGGCAAAGGAGAAGCUGAGAAAGUCCCGUGAGGAGCUGCAGGCGGAGAUUCAGACGGAGAAAAACAAAGUGGUGGAGGACCUGAAGAAGAAGGACGUAGGGCCUAAACCUUUGCCACCUGUCCCAAUGCCCAAAGUGGUGGGCGUCAGUGACGGAGAGCCUCCUGAACCUGACGUCAAAGAGAAACGUGACAAGAUCAGAGAGAUGAUGAAGCAUGCGUGGGACAGCUACAGACAGUACGGAUGGGGUCACAACGAGCUGAAGCCCCUCGCCAAGAAAGGACAUUCCACAAACAUCUUUGGCAAUUCCCAACUAGGAGCGAGCAUCGUGGACGCCUUAGACACCCUCUACAUCAUGGGUCUGCACGAUGAGUUCAAGGACGGCCAGGAGUGGAUCGAACAGAAUCUGGACUUUGGUGUGAAUGCCGAGGUGUCUGUGUUUGAGGUCAACAUUCGUUUCAUAGGAGGACUGCUGGCCGCCUACUACCUCUCUGGACAGGAAGUAUUCAAGCUGAAGGCGGUUCAGCUCGCAGAGAAGCUGCUUCCUGCAUUUAACACCCCCACAGGAAUCCCCUGGGCCAUGGUCAACCUGAAGAGUGGUGUUGGGCGUAACUGGGGAUGGGCGUCGGCGGGCAGCAGCAUCCUGGCUGAGUUUGGGACUCUGCACAUGGAAUUUGUUCAUCUCACCUACCUGACAGGAAACCCUGCUUACUACCAGAAGGUGAUGCACAUCCGGAAGCUGCUGGCCAAAAUGGACCGACCCAACGGGCUCUACCCGAACUACCUGAAUCCUCGAACAGGCCGCUGGGGCCAACAUCACACCUCCGUUGGAGGACUUGGGGACAGUUUCUACGAGUACCUGCUGAAGGCGUGGAUCAUGUCUGACAAGACCGAUACAGAAGCCCGCAAGACCUACGACGACGCCAUCGAGGCCAUCGAACGCCACCUGAUUCGCAAAUCAAACGGCGGUCUGACAUUCAUUGGUGAGUGGAAGAACGGCCACCUGGAGAGGAAGAUGGGCCACCUGGCUUGCUUUGCCGGCGGCAUGUUCGCGUUGGGCGCCGACGGCUCGCCUGACGACAAGGCAGGACACUACCUGCAGCUGGGCGCUGAGAUCGCACACACCUGCCAUGAGUCUUACGAUAGGACAGUUUUAAAGCUCGGCCCGGAAGCCUUCAAGUUCGACAGCGGCCUGGAGGCGGUGGCCGUGCGGCAGAACGAGAAGUACUACAUCCUGCGGCCCGAGGUCAUCGAGACCUACUGGUACAUGUGGAGGUUCACCCACGAUCCCAAGUAUCGCCAGUGGGGCUGGGAGGCGGCACAGGCCAUUGAUAAGUUCUGCAGGGUGAGCGGAGGCUUCUCGGGGGUGAAGGACGUCUACUCCUCCAACCCGACCUACGACGAUGUCCAGCAGAGCUUCUUCCUGGCCGAGACACUCAAGUACCUGUACCUGUUGUUCUCCAGCGACGACCUGAUGCCGUUGGAGAGCUGGGUCUUCAACACGGAGGCUCACCCGCUUCCUGUCCUCCACCUGGGCAACAUCACCCUGCCUGGCAGCGAGCCAGCUCAGCGGUAGACGGGCCCUUCAGUUCCUCCACUACAGCACCAGGGGGCACCCCCUGCCUGCCUGCCCCCCUAAAAAAACCUUAAAAAAAACACCAACACUGGACAAAGUUACAUUGAGCUCUCAGACUGCAGACAUGACCCAGAGGAGACGGAGAGAGAGAGCCUGUGCAGCAUGGAGACGACUUAAAGUCUUCUUCUCCUCUUUUACCUUUUACUUUCUGGACUCUCUCAGUCCGUCUCUCUGAGGGACGGUGGGUUCGCUGCUCAGCCUCACGACUGGCUUGAAACGACUCUUUUCUCUGAAAGACAGAGCUCCUAAACAGGAGGCUUUUUUGUUAUUAUUUUUAGUGUUUCUUUGAGAUUUGACCAAACUUUUCCUCCCAUAUAGACUCGCAGAGAGUGCACAUGGGAUUAUUCUUGAAGGAUCACUUAGUCAGUUGGACACUGUCCUGACGGAAGUGACAUUUCUACACACGGACGGACUUGAGGACUCUACAGGGUCUGUUAAUGAGUUGUGUUUUUUCUUUCUGUUUGGACAAAUCCUUAAAGGGGACACAGGGUUGAAUCAAAGCCCUUCAUUUUUUCCCUCCCCCCCCCCCAACUCCUGUUUAAUCUUCAUCAGACAAACUUUCACCUGGAACUGUACUCAGCUCGUCACGUCAUCAGUGCGGGGGCCGGUUAUAGUCCCACACCUCCUCCUCUAUUCCUCCUUGGACCAUUGUAAGUGGAACAGUAGUACACAGGGACAGCAGCAGGCCUCCCCUCAUCUUCACUCGACAUAUUUCCAGUUUCUCUUCCACUUUGAGACGCCACCGGGUCACAACUUUACCCCCCCCCCCCCCCCUAAAAAAAAAAAACACAUUCUGCUGCUUCUCGUUUGGACGCUGCUUUUCAAACCAUUCUCUCAUCUUGUGCUUUCUCUCAUUUCUCAACUUUUCCUAGCUCAACCCGAUUUAUUUUUCUUCGCCAGUGAGAUGAGGCGAGAACACAACCAUGAUUUAGUGUGAGUGUAAAUGUGUGAGCGAGUGUGUGGUGGUUAAAAUAACCUGUGCUGUAAAUGAUUUAUCCAUGCACUUUGUUUGGGGAAGAAGAGGCAAGUUAGAGGUGUGGUGCUGACAGAGAUGAAUAAAUGAAGACCCUCCUGUGUCUCCCGACUGAACCGCCAUGACACAUUGGUCUCUCUUCAAAUCCAUAUCACCAGGUCGACUGCCAAACUCUUAAGUUAUUUUCAGAUUCUCUGACGUUCUCUGCUUUUAUUUUCCAUAUUUCAUACCCUCUGCUCAAGCUUACAUUUCAACCUCUACCUCUCCUACGCAUCUUAAAAAGUCCUUCAGUGUUCAGGUUCCUCUGCCGACUCUGUGAACUCCUGCAGAGAAUGAAAAAUUAAAGGGCAAUGACACUAUUUUGAAACCUGGCCCUACUUUGACGUAUUUGGAUUUUUAAUAACUAUCAAAGUUUGGAAUUGAUCCAGGCUUGUUUGUUUGUGUUAUUUAGUGACUUUGUGUUUUCUCAAUUAAGACGCAAUAACACAAAAUAAAAAAAACACAGAUUGAGGUAAUGGUAGACCAUCGACUCCCAUGAUCUGCAAGUAGAAAAAACAGUUGAAGUCUGGUGGCUCUGAAACGGAGCGAUGUGACAGAUGUUCCUGGUUUCAAAAAGUAUCUUUCUCUUUAAGAGAAAAGUCCAUAUCUGUAGAUACUCCUGAACCAAUCGGAGCCUGUCUGUGUUUAAAACAAGCCAUGGGUUUACUUUCAUUUUUAUGGAAGCCCUAAGAGGACAAGCAUCCAUACAUUUAUCCAGACUAUAUUUGGAUUUUCUUGAGAUCUGACCUUCUAUAUCUUGUUACCUCGGGAAUACACCGCUGGUUUCCCCUUGAUUUUGAAAUUGAAUUUGAUUAAGCGUUCAUUUCAGUAAUUUUCUCAAAAUCUCAAGAAAUGUAGUUAUCACGAGAGAACCAGCGUUGUUAUAAUAACAUAAACAUAAAGUUGUGAUCCCGAGAAAACAACCGAAAAUGACUUUAUCUUACUUUGUCACAGGAAACGGAGUAAAAUAAAAUGUGUGGAUGUCGACUUGUGGCUUCUGUAGAUUCGGCACUUUUGCCUCUAAAAUACUUUUUUUGCUGCCCAUUUCAAAGCUUCAGACCGAAACUAUUUACUGGAGCAACUUUUCAGACCAUUACAUCUUUUACACUCCAGAAUAUAUCACGCUAAAAUGGGUCUGGAUUUAAGAGUCUCCAAAAAUGUCACAACAUCCACAUUUUGGAGAAUCUUUUAGAAAUGUUCUUAUUUGGAAUCAUUUUACAAUUUUGGGGGGUAAAGUGCUGAAAUGUGAUUUUUUUUUUUUUUUUUUUUUUUUUUUAAGUUGAAUUGUUUAAUUUACACUUUCGAGCUGUAAACCGGUCCCGUUUGUUUGUAGUGAACAAUCAGAACCUGCUCAUGUAGAAAUGGAUCUGACCCUGUGACCCUCGUUUCCCCUCGCUUAAUGCCAUCAACAUAUCAUCAAACACUGAAUAUCAAUAUCAUGAAGAAGCUGAAGUAUAGGAAAGCAAGAUCAGUAAAAUAAAGAGGCAAAUUUUAAAAAGUAGGGCUGGUUUAGAUACAGACACAGCCUCUGCUGAGUCAUUGAAACGUCUCCUUACUUUAAGGGUUCUACAGUCCGAGUACUGGACUCGCUCCGGAUGGUGAGAUUUAUCAAGAGCUUGACCUCGUUGAAAGAAGUCAGAGCCUCCGCCCACCAAGCUGUCUGCUCAGUUACCAGCACAGUUUCUGCCUGCAGUUAUCGCUCCUGACACGACUCUCUCUCUGCAGCAUCCAGAGCGGUGUGAGGCAUGUACUGCUCGGGUUGUUCAGAUAACAGAUCCUAAAGUCUGUGCAGCAGAAUGAGGUUAGCAAAAGAGCCAAACAAGCUUCCACUCUACAGGUGGAAGACAGAUUUACUACAAAGUUUACUCUCGUUAAUUUAUCAAGCAAUCAGCAGCUUUUCUAAGACUCUGCAAAAGACGCUGUGUGGGAAAAUAUGCUAAUUUAGACAACCAUCUUUGCAGAAAAGAUUUCAAUCCUGUGCCAUUAAAAGCUGCAGGUUUUGUCACAGAAUAUUUUGUGUAAGGCCCAUCAUCCAACAACUCACACAAACACAUUGAUUACACCUAAUUAUUCGCUUUAAGAUCAACUGGCAGAGACCAGAAGAAGAGUGUGUUGAGUAAAGACAAAGUAUACUAAAACAGAAACCAUUCAUUAUAGCUACACAAGAUGACAACUUAAUGUUUUUACAAGUGAGGCCGGGGGAGUCCUGUUGAGGAUUUAUCAUCUCAAAAUGCAGCAACACGAGUCAGAGAGUGAGGUUGUUAAUAUGAAAUAAGGAAAUCAAGACGUGUUGUAUCUUUAACGCCAACGCCAAAAGCUACACAACAUUAGCCAAAUGUUUUUUUCCAUUAUUUUUGUCCUUGAAUAAAAGUUGAUAAGUUAAAUUUAAAGAUAGAAAAUAGUCUUAAUGAUGGGCUCAGUGAAGCUGUGCAAUGACCGUGUGUGUGUGUGUGUGUGUGCAUGAGAGAGAAAUGAGUGUGUCUGAGAUCAUUAUAGCCCUCUUACCAGUUAUCAUCAACAUGAACCCCUAAAUACAGAGGUGAUGCUUGUUGACAGGCAAGGCCCCCCCACUUCUCAAAGUCACCAGAGAAAAUGAAGGAGGAGGAAUUAUCCAUCUGGGAGCGGAGAAAAUAAGGCAAAACAUUGAAUCAUCACUGCCACCAGCAAAAAAAAAAAGGAGGCUAACGAGCUCCCUCCACAUGCUGAUGAUGGUACCAUAGCCCCGUUUCCACCAAGCGGUCCGGUCUGGUUCAGUACAGUUUGGUAAAGUAAACCCUGAUCUUGCUUGUGUUUCUACAGUCAACCGUACUCUUACACAUCAAUAAAUCACAGCGGUGUGACAUCGUGUAGACAACCAAUAAAUUAAACAAAGAAGAACAUGACGCAGUAAAAACAAAGGGCCUCAUUCACUAACAGUGCGUUUGAAGCACAAAUCUGGGAUUCAUCAAUACAUUCUUACUUGAAUUUAUUCUUACUCUGCGAACAAAAAUAGAACUUCCUCAGACCAUGCGUAUGCACAAAGGAUUGACCAGCUUUCUCAGAAAAUGUUAACACACACUCUUUUGACUAAAUGCAUGACAUUAGAAAUACGUUCAGUAAAAAAAAAAAUAUUUUAUAUAUUAUUUUUUUUAAAUGUUGAAAAGACAAGCAUUAAAAAUGUGAAUUUACUAAUGCAUUGACUAAAUGUAUUAAAUAAUCAUGAAAUGUUCGCCUUAUCAUCCUUUAAUCUAAAAUCUUAAAUCUAAUCGUCGACCACUCCCACUAAUAUUGCUAUGAAAUAUCGCAUUUGUAACCAAAACCAGCUGAUUAAUUGGAGCCUAUGUAAGAGCAUGCAGGGAACAUUCAUGAUUAUGAUUUACGUCACACACAAGAAAGUUUAAAGAUCAAGCCUUGCUGAAGCAAAUUGCAGCUCCUAAAAACGUAUACGUGUCCGCACCUCACCGCUCUCGUCCUGAUACACCAAUAGGAUGUCCUUAUAUGGAGAGAUGGGGGCGUGGUAGUAUGCUGAUUGCAGGUUGCGAGCAUGCGCCUGACGAUUUAGAAUGAUUCUGAUUCACUAACAUACGCAAGAUGGUGAGAACAAAAUAUGCUGGUACGCACGUGUCAUGAAUCUGACGGUGAUUUUGCGUAUGCACUUAUUUUAUGCGCAGAGUAAGAACAUUUCUACGCACAUAUUAGUGAAUGAGGCCCAAUGAUUCCUAGGAAGGUCUGCAUCUCUGAGGCGCUGGCAGGAUAUAUCUGCAGAACAUUUAAACAUUUUGUGUUUGUCCUUUACUAAUGCUGCCACACGGGAAGUGAAGACUCUUUCGACCAAUCAACGGACUGCAGGGUGUCUAGCUCCAACCUUUAGGGUCAGAUUGAUACACUUGGCGCCCCAACAGAAGGGUACCAAAAAAGUAGGACAGUACGGAUCAGGUAUUUUGUUACCCUACCCAACUUUUGACAGUGAAAACACCCCAUAAAUGUGUACUGAACUGAACCAGACCGCUUGGUGGAAAAGGGGCUUAUUGUGUAUAACAUGAAGGUGAUGAACGCUGAUUGGAGGGCCCCUGUAGAUUUUUUGCCUCGGGCCCCAACAGACUCUAGAACCGCCACUGCCCAUAUUUCCAAACUUUGCGUAUCAGCUGACUGGUUCAGGUACAGAGAUGAAAACAAGCUAAAGGGUAGGAAUUGCACUUAACCAGGACGAUUUUUUUGAUCGAGAGUGUGUGUGUGUGUGUGUUCAGUGUCUGACUGCUUCUUUUCAAGCCUUAUUGUCAGAUGUGGCGCCUUGGCCGAUACUGUGCUUUUUCUUCACAUUCUUUGCUUUAUAUAUAUAUUUUCAAUACACCAUUACGAUUAAAUUCCUUUUUUGUUGUUUUUCUUUGUAGUGACAUUUGCAUGUGACGCGCAUAAAAACAUGCAGAACUGUGAUGUAGUGAAAACAAGGAGGAAGACAAAGUUGAUGCCCAUGAUGGGCAAAAGCUUUAUGACUUUAAUAAGCUUUAAUAUUUCAUGUACAUCCAACUGAAGUUCAGAAUGACUCAAAUCUUUCUAUAUCUCAAAACAAAAGCUGGUGUUUGAGUUAAGCUGAUAUCUAACCUUUCUGAUUCUUAAAAUGGAAAUUAGAAACCAACAAAUGGAUUGAUUGACAUUUUUACAGCAAGUUCUGUUGGUGCAGCUGCUCUUUAAAACUCAAACGUUUAAGUUAAAAUCGAAAGGAUACAUCUGGAGAUGUUCUUUCCAGGUGUCUAAAAAUCCAAUGAAAGGACCAAAUCCAGCUGUUUAUGAAUCUUACGAAUGAGUGUCCAUCUUCAGCCUGAUCGACAGCAUCUUAUCCCCAUGUGGUGUAGCGCUCAGUUUUCCUCCCAAGACUAUCAAAACACAUCCAUGAGCACGCUCUGUGGCCUCACACACACCGUCCUUAUGCCUCAUAUACUUCUGAAAACACCAAAUAUGUAUUAACAUAGUCAUGAAAAUGAAUCCUAAACCAAUGUAUUGUUUCCCUGUUUGAUGAACAAAAGCUUCAAACGACAGUGUCACCCAUACAUUUGGUUUUCAGAAGUUUGAGAUCAUAGAGGGGGCAGUGUUUCGGUGUUGGUCUUUUAGAGCAUCAUAUUACUAUCUGCAUUAUACUAAAGCUCUAUAGAGGUGCUUUUCACUUGAUUUGAUACAUAUUUAGGUCCUGAUUUGAUAACCAGAGUAGGUAUCAGUUGAGGACGUUUUGCCAAAAUGUUUAUUUGGGAUUAAAACAGCGUUUUCCAAAUUUCUGGCCGACAUUAAUCUCAAUCUUGAGCGUAGUUUAUAUUUAUUAAAUCUUCAUUUCUUUAUUUAAAUGAAACAACAGCAGUCUUUAGGAGAAGGACCUCCUCACAAUAAACCAUAACAACCUCCAUCAGUGUACAAACAAGAUAUUUCUCCUCCCCAUCCUGCUGUUCAACACGUUUUAUUUCAUCCAUCUUCAUCCAUCCAUCUCUGGUGGCAGUAAACUCUUUAACAGUCCGUUCAUGCAGUACGGUCUCUGCUCUCAGCCCUCUAUCCCCCGGUCUGUGACAUCACGCUGACAUCAUCUCCAUCUAUAUCUGAUAGGGAGGAAGCCCAGGGGAAAGCUGGGCGGCCAUGGAGUCGCUGGGACCGACGUUGAUUUUGAAAAAUUGAGUGUUCUGUAUUUGUAUUUUUACUGAGCUUAAAAAAAAAAAAUCAAAUUAAAGUAUCUGUAAAUAUGUUUAAAACUGAGACACAAAUUCAAUAAAGAUGUUAUGAAAAGUGA
This is a messenger RNA of Labrus mixtus (cuckoo wrasse), 9278 nucleotides long. RefSeq names its product mannosidase, alpha, class 1A, member 2 (gene man1a2). Gene Ontology annotation, cellular component: Golgi membrane; endoplasmic reticulum; extracellular exosome. The transcript has 14 exons. Gene Ontology annotation, molecular function: calcium ion binding; mannosyl-oligosaccharide 1,2-alpha-mannosidase activity. Lineage: Eukaryota; Metazoa; Chordata; Actinopteri; Labriformes; Labridae. The record is from RefSeq and is a predicted model, not a curated record. Gene Ontology annotation, biological process: N-glycan processing; carbohydrate metabolic process. The coding region runs from base 511 to 2457 and encodes 648 amino acids.